AUGCCCCUUGCCAGCCCUGAUACCCUCCUCACACGUGGCCAUACAAAGUGCCCAGGUGAAGUCCGUCCACUCUGCGCUGCCAAUCAUCACCACACAUCAAUCUCAGUGCGGCCGAGUUGUACACUUGGAAAUCUAGCUGUCAACCAAGAACAACUCGAGAAUCUCUUGCUCUUCGGACCCUUUAGCUUGUAUUACGGCUCUGGAGACAGCGUGCACACCCAGCACCACUUCCCCGCCGGCUGGCUUAACGGAGGAUCUUCGGGUGUUGGCAAAGCAGGAGCGGGACAAAUCAUGAAUUGGUUGAAAUCAAGCAUUGCGAUUGACGCUGGGUCAACCAAGAUCUGUGUGAUGGUUGCGGGUAAUGCUCUUCCACAGUGGAACUAA
Messenger RNA from Aspergillus niger, 384 nucleotides. RefSeq lists its product as hypothetical. Bases 1 to 384 code for a protein of 127 amino acids. The record is from RefSeq and is a predicted model, not a curated record. Lineage: Eukaryota; Fungi; Ascomycota; Eurotiomycetes; Eurotiales; Aspergillaceae. The transcript has 4 exons.